Messenger RNA from Pipistrellus kuhlii (Kuhl's pipistrelle), 1014 nucleotides. It is a transcript of the gene PSME1, whose product is annotated as proteasome activator subunit 1. Gene Ontology annotation, cellular component: proteasome activator complex; nucleoplasm; cytoplasm. Lineage: Eukaryota; Metazoa; Chordata; Mammalia; Chiroptera; Vespertilionidae. The transcript has 11 exons. The coding region runs from base 127 to 876 and encodes 249 amino acids. Gene Ontology annotation, molecular function: endopeptidase activator activity. Gene Ontology annotation, biological process: regulation of proteasomal protein catabolic process; positive regulation of endopeptidase activity; regulation of G1/S transition of mitotic cell cycle. The record is from RefSeq and is a predicted model, not a curated record.
CUCCAGCGCCUCGGCUCCCGCUACCCUAGAGGGCGGCCGGCUGCGCGCGCUGCUUUCGCUUUCCCUUCCCCAGCCCCGUCCUCCUCCUCGUGCGGCGCUGGGACCCGGGACCCCCGCCGCCCAGCCAUGGCCACGCUCAGGGUGCAGCCUGAAGCCCAAGCCAAGGUAGAUGUGUUCCGUGAAGACCUGUGUACCAAGACAGAGAACCUGCUCGGGAGCUACUUCCCCAAGAAGAUUUCUGAGUUGGAUGCGUUUUUAAAGGAGCCAGCUCUCAAUGAAGCCAACCUGAGCGACCUGAAGGCCCCAUUGGACAUUCCUGUGCCUGACCCGGAGAAGGAGAAGGAGAAGGAGGAGCGGAAGAAACAGCAGCAGGAGAAGGAAGACAAGGAUGAAAAGAAGAAAGAGGAUGAAGACAAAGGUCCUCCCUGUGGCCCCGUGAACUGCAACGAGAAGAUCGUGACCCUCCUGCAGCGCCUAAAGCCUGAGAUCAAGGACGUCAUUGAGCAGCUCAACCUGGUCACCACCUGGUUGCAGCUGCAGAUACCUCGGAUUGAGGACGGAAACAAUUUUGGAGUGGCUGUCCAGGAGAAGGUGUUUGAGCUGAUGACUGCCCUUCACACCAAGCUGGAAGGAUUCCACACUCAAAUCGCCAAGUAUUUCUCGGAACGGGGUGAUGCCGUGGCCAAAGCAGCCAAGCAGCCCCACGUGGGCGAUUACAGGCAGCUGGUGCAUGAGCUGGACGAAGCAGAGUACCGGGAUAUCCGGCUGAUGGUCAUGGAGAUCCGAAACGCUUAUGCUGUGUUGUAUGAUAUCAUCCUGAAGAACUUUGAGAAGCUCAAGAAGCCCAGGGGAGAAACAAAGGGAAUGAUCUAUUGAGAGCUUCCUCGUACACUGUCAUGGGUCCAGCAGAGACCUUCCUGUCUCUGACAGGGAACUUCAGACUUUGUGCCACCUUCUGCCAUUUGAGGGUUCUCCCUCACUUGCCUCUUAGGCACAAUAAAUAGAGUCAUAAUG